Messenger RNA from Cannabis sativa, 2009 nucleotides. RefSeq lists its product as uncharacterized. Gene Ontology annotation, molecular function: zinc ion binding. The record is from RefSeq and is a predicted model, not a curated record. NCBI's taxonomy places the organism in Eukaryota, Viridiplantae, Streptophyta, Magnoliopsida, Rosales, Cannabaceae. The transcript is spliced from 2 exons. The coding region runs from base 23 to 1471 and encodes 482 amino acids.
GAAAACAUUUCGGAUCAACAAGAUGAAACCCAAACACCAAUGUGGCAUAGUGUUAGAAAAUAAGCAUGCAGACGCACAAUGGUUGGCAAAGCAUUUCCUUAAUGAGUUUAGGAUGCACCCCAAUAUGGAAUUCUCAGCUUUCCACCAGAUGACACAAAAUAGCAAGUUCUCCAAGGUCUCGAACCAUCAAUUCUACAGGGCCCGUGACACUGCAAGGAUAAUAUUAGAGGGGUCUGUUAAGGAUCAAUAUGAAAUCGUAGAAGACUAUUGCAACCAACUUUUGGAAACAAACCCUGGGAGUACUGCAAAUAUUCAAACUAUAUUGGUUGAUGGUAAAAGGGUUUUUGAGAAGGUUUACAUAUGCUUAAAGGCAUGUAAGGAUGGUUUCAUAAGGGGUUGCAGGAGGCUAAUUGAAUUAGAUGGUUAUCAUUUAAAAGGCUAUUGCAAAGGAAUUCUAUUGGCUGCCGUUGGGAUUGAUGGAGCAAACUCAAUCUUUCCGAUUGCAUAUGCAGUGGUUGGGAAAGAGACUAAAGAAAGUUGGACUUGGUUUUUGGAGCUGUUAAAAGAAGACUUGCAUCCCACCGAUCCUUGCAUAUACACGAUGAUGAGAGAUAGGCAAAAAGGUUUGCAAAAUGCAGUGGACAAGAUUUUCCUUGGUUCCGAUGGUCGUUUUUGUGUGAGACAUAUGCAUGGUAAUUUUAAGAAAGAUUUCCCUGGACUUCUGCUGAAACAAAUGUUGUGGGCUGCAGCAAGAGCCACAACCCCAGCUGACUUUGAAAGAAAAAUGAAGGACUUAAAAGAUGUUAAUGAGAGAGCUUAUAAUUGGCUCGCUGCAAAGAACUCAUCCGAGUUGAGUAAAUCACACUUCAAAGAAUCUGUGAAGUGUGACAUGUUGCUUAAGAAUGUAUGUGAAAGUUUCAAUAGUGCAAUCUUGGAUGCAAGGGAUAAACCAAUUGUAACUUUAUUGGAGUCGUUAAGGCUUUGGUUGAUUCGUAAGUUUACCAAAAACAGGGAGAAUGUGGACAAGUGGAAGAACCCUGUGCAUAACAAUAUCAUGAAGAUAUUGGAUAAGCAAAUGGAAAUUUCUGCUUAUUGCUCUAUUCAACUUUCAAAUGCUACAAUGUUUCAAGUAACCAUGAAUGAUGGAAAGAGCUUAACUGUUGAUUUGGAUACACACACGUGCACAUGCAGAAGAUGGCAACUGACGGGGCUUCCAUGUGGACAUGGUUUGGCCACAAUAUUUUUUGCUAAACAUGAUGUGUGGGGAUAUAUUCACUCGUGGUACCACAAAGCAGCUUACGAAGGUACAGUAGGGCCAGUGUCGAGCCCAGACAACUGGCCAAACAAAGGAAUUAAUCCUAUACUACCUCCAGGUGAAAACAACCUUCCCGGAAGGCCAAAGAAGAAAAGAAACUUGAGUGCUAAUGAGCCGCCCCUGCUAAUGCAACCAAGCUUAGUAAAAAAAGGAUAACUGAAUCAUUGUGGUAAUUGUGGACAAGUUGGACACAGUAGAAGAACAUGCAAGAAUGAAGCUGCACCUACGGUUGAGAAGAAAAAGGGAGAGCGCCCACCUGUCAAGAACCCAACUAAAGAAACAAUCAAGAGGAAGAAAAGAAAAGAGAGACAAAAGGCUGGGGAAAGUGCAGUUGGAGCAGGGACCUCAACUGCAACUUCUUAAUAGAUUAUGAAUUGUGCAAACCCUUUUGAUAUUCAAACCCUUAAUAAUGUAGUAUUUUGAUCAUUUGGGGUAGUUUUUUGUAAAGUUUUCAAGGAGAUUAUGAUAGUCAUAACAUACUUUGGCAACAAGUUGUUUUUUGUAAAACUUUCUAGGACCUAAUAUAUAUUAGGAGCUAAAUUAUUUAUCUUAUGAUGGUGAUAUCAUGAGUACAUUCUAAUAACUCUUACAACUGCAGUGUACAAAAGGUUCUUUUAAAUAUAUAGUUGUGUUGACAUUAUAUAUUAUAUACAUGUACAUGAUAUAUUAUAUAUAGAUAGUUCAAUUUAAAAGA